This is a messenger RNA of Uranotaenia lowii, 7679 nucleotides long. RefSeq lists its product as uncharacterized. The transcript is spliced from 2 exons. Gene Ontology annotation, molecular function: nucleic acid binding; zinc ion binding. Bases 871 to 6297 code for a protein of 1808 amino acids. Gene Ontology annotation, biological process: DNA integration. NCBI's taxonomy places the organism in Eukaryota, Metazoa, Arthropoda, Insecta, Diptera, Culicidae. The record is from RefSeq and is a predicted model, not a curated record.
ACAGCAGGGAGAAUAAAAAGUACCGCCGCGAAAUACAGUUCGUUUUUUGCUACCGAAAUAAAAUUGUGUUUAGUUCCGUAGUGAAGUUUUUUACUAAUCCGCGAGCUUUUAUUCGGGUCCGAAAAGUUCUUCCGGGAGUGCAUAAACAUUUUGGUCCUUCGAGCCGGAUACCACAUCCCGUUUUCCCGGAGAAUUUCGGUGGAUUAGUUUCGCGGUGUUGUGCAAAUUGUGCUGCUGAUUGGUGACGCGAAAAUCGCCAUCGCUAAAAACUUUUCGCGGACAAUAAAAAGUGGUCCCCUUUGUGCUGCUGGCUUGGGACGCGAAAAAAUCGCCAUCGCAAAUUGAUUGCCCAGCUCAUCGAACAAUUUGGCGAGUGUGAUAAGUGCCUGAAAGUGUGCAGAAAAAAGUGCAUCGAGCCAGCUUGGAGUGAACCACGACACCUAGGAAGGACAUCACGGAGCUUGAAGGCAACCUCGGACAUCGGACAUCGUAGUUCAUCACAUAAUUUGGGAAGUACUAUUGUGUUGUUGAGAAAUAAAGAUUGAGAUUGCAUGUGAGGUGUUUUUUCUUGGUUGCAUGAGGUGUGCCCUUUUUAAAUAUAAGUUGGUCUUGGUUUGCGCUGGUUUUUUCUCCGUUGUUGUUCCGCUGGUUGUGCCCCCCUGCUGCAGUCAACAAGUUCGACGGUUUCGUCAAUCGGGUUUCGCGGUUGUGUGGAACGUCGAGUAGAUCGGGUACAGCUGUUAGUGCUACAGUGCAGUUUGGUGAUAGUGUUUUAGUUUUGCAUUGGACGAAUUGGGCCGAACGGACUUCAGUUUUUUUACAAAUUAAAACUUAGUGAAAAUAAAAACCGUGAAAGUGAAAAAGUGCAACAUGGCUAAAAACUUACAAUCGCAGCUAAAAACUCUGCAAAAACGUGAACGACAAAUAGUGCUUAUGCUGGACAGUGUCGAUCGGUUUUUGCAACACUAUAAUUCGGAACAUGAUGAGUGCCAAUUAACUUCAAGGAUUCAAGCUUUGGAUCCAGUGUACAGUGAGUUUUACGAAGUGCGUGGAAAAAUAGAGAUUGCUUUGGAAGAAGCCGAUGAAAAGCUGGACAAGGAUUUGGAAGAGGACACUAAAAAGGAAGCAGAAAAGCAACGACAGGAUGAGAACGAGAGGAUUUUGCUGGAGUUUGAGGAUCGAUUUUUCGAGUUGAAGGGAAUGCUCAUGAAACUUCAAUCGUCGAAAGCAUCUCAGCCAAACGACGAGUCGAGAUUCAGCCAAGAUCGGUCCGCCCCAUUUUCUCGUGUCAAGCUUCCAGAGAUUCGACUUCCAACCUUCAACGGAAAGAUCAAGGAAUGGGUGACGUUCAGAGAUAGCUUUCGGAGUCUCAUUCAUUGCAAUCCUCAGCUAGGAUCUACGGAAAAAUUCACGUAUCUCAGGUCUGCCGUCACAGGUGAUGCGUUGAAGGAUAUCGCAUCCAUUGAACUCACCGAUGCCAACUAUGAUGUCGCUUGGGAUAUUUUGGAGGAGCGUUACGAGAAUCGUAAGCUCAUUGUGAAGGCUUACCUGGACGCUUUAUUCGCUUUAGAACCUCUGAAGAAAGAAGGCUACGACGGGCUGAAUAAUCUGAUCACCGAGUUCGAGAAGAAUCUUCAGAUGCUGCAGAAGGUCGAUGAAGAAACCGAAGGCUGGAGUACAAUCCUGGGUUACAUGCUGAGCUCCCGUCUUGAUCCUGUUACUCUUCGAAAUUGGGAAACACACCAUAACAGCAAGGAAGUUCCCAGGUACGAAGACCUGAAGAAGUUUUUACGCAACUAUUGCAGUGUUCUCCAAUCUGUAGCGCCAUCGAAAGGGUCGAGUUCAACAGACAACAAGCAAUCCAGGAGUUCAGUAUGUAAUACCGCAUACAAGUCGUCGAAUCGGUGUCCGUUCUGCAACGAGCCGUGGCAUUCACCCUUCCACUGCCAGAAGUUCAUGCGUCUAAAAUUGUCUGAGCGUUUGGACGCGGUAAAUCGAGCCAGAGUCUGCCGUAACUGUUUCCAGAGUGGUCAUUUCGCAGCGAAUUGCAGCCGAAGUACCUGUCGUCAUUGUCAUCAGAAGCAUCAUUCGUUAAUCCACGCGUCGCGAUCCUCCGUUCCACACCCGUUGAAUCCAAAGCCGUAUCAACAGUCAACGUCACAACCCAUCGUUCAACAAGCAUCGUUCCAACAGCCAAAUCCACAACUCCAACCAACAAACACCGAGAACUUGCACACCUCAACACAAAAUGCACCAACCACCUCACAACACACAAACACACAACAAACCUCAACACAUAGUAACACCAGUCAAAAUUAUGUCGCACUUCCUGCUUCUCCUUCGAAUAACAUUAUUCUGUCAACGGCUCUAAUAAGAGUGAAAGAUCGUCAUGGCAACACGCUGAUUGCUCGAGCUCUUCUUGAUUCUUGUUCGCAACAUUGCCUCAUGACACGUGACUUCUCUCGCAAGCUGCGCUUCGUUGAAUCGCCCACGUUCCUGUCGGUCCAAGGUAUUGGAUCAUCGCAAAGUGUUUCAACAAAGGCUGUAAGCGCUGAAAUAACUCCCCGUUCGCCGAAGAUGUCCCGCUUCCAGGAAACUGUGCAAUUUUUCGUUCUACCAAAGCUCACUCUUCAUUUGCCAACAACUUCGUUUGAUCCAUCCACUUUGUCGCUUCCUGAUGCAUCGCUCCUGGCAGAUCCGUAUUUCCAUGAGUCGAGGCGCAUAGACGUAAUAAUUGGCGCUGAAUAUUACAUGGACUUGCUCACAAACGACAGACGGAAGAUAACUGCAAACGGACCAACUCUACAAAAGACCGUAUUCGGAUGGAUUGUCUCGGGUCGAGUAUCAAGCGCAACACCAUCCAUUUCUCAGACUUAUGUUUGCUCAACUGUAGAUCUUCAAGAUCAAUUGAUGAAGUUUUGGGAACUGGAAACCUGCCGCGUUAAAAGCGUCCUGUCGAUAGAAGAAUCGUUGUGUGAAAAGAUCUUUCGAGAAACUACGAUACGUGACACUGAAGGCCGAUUCGUCGUUACACUUCCCAAGAAAGAGUCUGUGAUUGAUCAAAUCGGCAACUCACUCACGAGAGCUGCUAGUCGUUUUACGGCACUGGAAAGGCGAUUCGAAACCGAUGCGGAUUUGAAGAAGUUGUAUGCUGCCUUCGUCCACGAAUACCUUGCACUAGGGCACAUGCAAGAAGUGUCAGACAAGUCGGAUCUAGAAAAAGGCUACUACAUACCGCAUCUCCCUGUGUUUAAACCUGACAGUACGACGACAAAAUUGCGGGUGGUGUUCGAUGCAUCAUGCAAGUCAUCCUCUGGUGUUUCGUUGAAUGAUGCUCUCAUGGUGGGACCCGUCGUCCAGGAUGAGCUGCUGGAUAUCACGCUACGCUUCAGGCUUCAUCAGUACGCGAUUGUAGCUGACAUAGCCAAGAUGUAUCGAAUGAUCAAGGUGCAACGUGGGGAUCAUCGGUGGCAGAGGAUUUUGUGGCGAGAUUCAAGAGAUGAGUCUAUUCGAACCUUCGAACUUAACACCGUUACUUACGGUACUUCCUCCGCCCCUUAUCUUGCUACAAGGUGUUUGCAACAAUUGUCCCAGGAUGGAGCUGAGGAAUAUCCGAUCGCAGCUGAGGUGCUCGCUUCUGCGUUCUACGUCGACGACAUGCUGAUCAGUGUCAAAUCCAUUGAGGAAGGAAAGCAACUUGUGCAGCAAAUGAUGAGCCUCAUGGAUUCUGCUGGAAUGUCUCUCAGAAAGUACGUUUCUAACUGCUCGGAGAUUCUACAAAAUGUACCCUCCCAUCUCUGUGAUGAACGAUUGGUUUGUGAGUUAGACUCAACCAGAUCUACUGUGAAAACCCUUGGAUUGCAGUGGCAGCCUAGCUCCGACGACUUCCGCUUCAGUACGAUUUCUUGGGAUGAUAAAGCACCGAUUACCAAGCGAAAAGUAUUGUCAGACGUAGCACGGCUUUUCGAUCCCUUAGGACUAGUUGGCCCCGUCGUAAUCCAAGCUAAAAUCUUUGUACAAGAUCUGUGGAAACUCCAAUGUGAUUGGGAUGAGGAACUGAGCGUUGAGCUUCAAGAGCAGUGGAGGGAGUAUCGUCGAAAUUUCGCCAGCUUAGAUAGUUUGUCAGUGCCCCGUUGGGUCGGUUUAAGUCAGGAGACAAGAGUCGUAGAAAUUCACGGAUUUUGUGAUGCUUCAGACAAAGCGUACGGAGCAUGUUUAUAUGUCAGAACCGUUGAUGCAAAUGAGGAGAUUCUAGUUCGACUGUUGACGGCGAAGUCGAGAGUAGCUCCUCUCGAAAACCUGAAGAAGAAAAAGAAGAGGCAAUCUACGCCACGAUUAGAAUUGUCAUCAGCUUUACUUCUCGCGCACCUGUAUGAGAGAGUCUCCAGAAGCAUCAAGUUGCAGUCAGCAAAAUCCCACUUUUGGACUGAUUCCAUGAUAGUUAAGUGUUGGCUAUCAUCCCCACCUUCGCGUUGGAAAGAGUUUGUAGCAAACCGAGUCUCCGAGAUCCAACACAUCACGGUCGCUGGAACAUGGAAUCACGUAGCAGGAGUUGAAAACCCGGCAGAUAUAAUUUCCCGAGGCAUGAUUCCAGCACAGUUGCAGUAUCAAUCGCUGUGGUUUCAAGGCCCAUCUUGGUUGAGGCUUGAAGAGAAACACUGGCCCCAGAAUGUGAACGUCGUUGAGGAGUCGUUAGAGAAGUCAUCGUUGGAAGAAAAGGCGAGUACCACGGCUGUAGCACAGGUUGUAGAACCAAGCGAAGUAUUUGGAUGGAGAUCCUCUUACAUAGAGCUAAUGCGCCUUGUGGCAUGGAUGCGACGAUUUCGAUUCAACUCUCAGAUUGCGCAUAGAGAUAUUAAAAGAAGUGGUGCCCUGACUCUCACAGAACUCGAUGAAUCGCUGAAGACGCUUGUACGAAUCGCUCAGAAAGAGAGCUUUCCGAAAGAGUACUGUGAAUUGAAGAACAAUCGUCAGAUUUCACCGUCAUCAAAACUGAUGACAUUGACACCGGAGAUGGUAGAUGGGUUAAUCCGGAUUGGCGGCCGGCUCCGACAUGCAUCGAUUUCCGAUAACCGAAAGCACCCGUACAUCUUGGAUCAUCGACACCCGUUUACCGAAACAGUGAUGACAUACUAUCACCGAAAGUUGUUCCACGCAGGUCAACAGCUUCUCAUUGCUGCAGUUAGAGAUCAAUUCUGGCCAACGCACAUCGGAACUCUUGCUCGCUCUGUGAUCUUCAAAUGUGUCCCUUGCUUCCGCGUGAAACCCAAAAUCCAGGAACAAAUCAUGGCAGAUCUACCAGUUGAACGAGUAACUCAGUGCCCAGUUUUUGAGAGAGUUGGUGUGGAUUACUGUGGGCCAUUUUUUGUAACGUACCCUCAGCGAAAAUGUCGGCCUGUCAAGGUUUUCAUCGCUAUCUACGUUUGCCUUGCGACAAAGGCUGUGCACAUGGAAGUGGCUUCAGAUUUGUCUACGCAAGGUUUCCUUGCCACUUUUCAACGGUUUUGUAGUCGUCGAAGUGCUCCUCGAUUGGUGAUGUGCGACAAUGCGAAGAAUUUUGUUGGAGCAAAACGUGUUCUGGACGAAGUUCACGGGUUGUUCAUCAGCAAGCAGUUCCAAAACACUGUGGUUGACUACGCAGCAAACCAAGGCAUCGAGUUUCAUUUCAUCCCUGCACGCUCGCCAAAUUUUGGAGGACUUUGGGAAUCUGCAGUGAAAUCGUUUAAAACUUUGCUCAAACGGACAGUUGGACAGCGCUCGCUUGGACACGAGGAGUUCCAGACAAUCGUGGUGAAGAUUGAGGCAGCAUUGAACUCCAGACCUAUCACCGAACUCAGCAAUGAUCCUGAUGACUUCGAACCGCUCACACCAGGACAUUUCCUGGUGCAAAAGAAAAUGACUGCUCUCCCUGAACGCGAUUUGAAGGACGUACCGGAGUCGAGACUGAAGGUCUGGCAGAGAAUGGAACAGAUUUCCCAGAAUCUGUGGGCGAAGUGGUCGACUCAGUACCUGUCUAACCUCAACAACCGAACGAAGUGGACUAAGAAGAAGGACAACAUCAAAAUCGGCUCCUUGGUCAUACUGAAGGAGGAAAAUUUCCCGCCUCUGCAGUGGCCCAUGGCACGAGUAGUAGACCUCCACCCUGGUUCAGAUGGAAACAUACGCGUUGUCACUAUUCGCACACAGAAUGGCACAUACAAGAGAGGCAUUUCGAAAAUCUGCGUGUUACCUAUCCGUGACAACCUACCAUCGUCAGAAGAGGAGAACCUGGACUCCUCCACCGGCGGAGAUCAAUAGAUCUCCGCCUUCCCAGUUAAGUUAUGUGUUUGUUUGAAUUUCAAAAAGCUCACCGAAUUUCUUUUCCAUAGAGUUACGAUGCCUCCUAAACUCAGACAACUCUGAGACAUCCCAUGUGGAUAGCACUUUCACCUGAAUUGAGGUAAUCUGUUUUGUUUCGGUGGUGGUCAGUCGUAUGUUUGCAUGCAUGAGUAAAGCCUGAAUACUCGUCGCCUGUCGGCCUGUUUUUAAACAGUCCCACGUCGUAACAGUCUGUUGCGAAGUGUAUCGCAGUGUCAAUCUGCGGAAGUCCCGUUCAUCUCUAAUUGAGAUCCCCGUUUUGAUAUUUUGAGGAAAAGUGGUGCCAAUGAAGAGGGAGAAGACUAGUAUUCGCCCCUGAACGCCUGCGCAGUGGUCAUGGACAGGUUUGGCCAACCCCGACGUGCUCACCCAGCGUAGAAGUUCGCCAGCAGCAUCACCAACCAAGAGAUCAUCAACUCGAUGUCCAGCGCGUAACAGAUGGAGGUCAUCACACGCCAUAGGGCGUCCGCGGAGGCCCGAAGGCCUCCGCUCCAGGGAAAUUUGUCGUCGCCCACCGAAGCCAAUCGUCCGUUUCAACGUCAUCGUAUGAGUACGGUGACCCCAAAGUUCAGCAAGAUUCGUCCGCAGUCGUAACCACGUUGUAGUCCAGGAAGCAAGAGUUCGAGCAGAAAUUCCACCAACACAUUCGUCAUCACUAUCAGUCCAUCAUCCAUAGAUCACCGAAGAGGUUGCGCAGCAUCAUUUUUUCAAAGGUAAAUGCACUUUAGUAUGUGUUCGUCGAAGCACAUUGCAGUACUACACACCUUAAGAGAAUUUUUAUCCUCUUCGAGGUGAUCAGCAGCAGCAGUCAUCGAUCAUCUGGCUUGGUUCGAUCCAUCGUACAGUCCGACCUACCCGAUAACCCCGAAGUACACCGCAGUGAAGGUUAACAGUUCCGUCUGAUUUUGGUUCAGACCCACUCCAAUUCGAGUUGCUAACUCGUCACCAGUUCUAGUACACACCAUUUUAUAUUUUAAGCUAAGAUUGUAAAUAGUUGAACAUUAGGAAACGAAGUAAUUUUAGUUAUAAUUGAAAUGAUAUUUCAAGGCGGCCGGCAUGAACGCGCACUUCUAAUUUGUACGCGCAUGCGCGCUUCUAAUUUGUAGCGAAAUGCGCAAUAACGUUCAUAAGGAACAGUUGAAAUGGAACAGUGCGAAUGUCAUCUAAUUAUGGUUUGUUUACGUUUUGCAUAUGUUUUUUGCACAGUAUAGGACAGCAGGGAGAAUAAAAAGUACCGCCGCGAAAUACAGUUCGUUUUUUGCUACCGAAAUAAAAUUGUGUUUAGUUCCGUAGUGAAGUUUUUUACUAAUCCGCGAGUUUUU